AUGUCAUCAGAGGCUUCAUCGGAUCAAAGUCUACACCAGCUGCUUUAUGAUUUUGGAGUCAUUAUGAGACAAGUUGUGGAGUUAGAAACUUUAGUUGAAGCACAACGCGUAGUAGCAGUGGAAAAAGUUGAGGAGACUUGGAUAAGAGAAUCAGAAUACGAACGCUUAUUUUUGGAGAGUUUACCUGGUGCUCAGAGGGAAGAAGAAACAAGGAGAAGAAAUGAAGAUAUUCAGAGAAUUCGAAGGAUGGGGAGGGAUUUUGAGCACGCUAUAGAAAUUAAUGAUGAUGAUGAUAUGGA
This is a messenger RNA of Racocetra fulgida, 299 nucleotides long. The record is from the annotation of a GenBank genome assembly. NCBI's taxonomy places the organism in Eukaryota, Fungi, Glomeromycota, Glomeromycetes, Diversisporales, Gigasporaceae.